Molecule: messenger RNA, 1687 nt
Organism: Cornus florida
Lineage: Eukaryota; Viridiplantae; Streptophyta; Magnoliopsida; Cornales; Cornaceae
Product: exonuclease V, chloroplastic-like
Exons: 7
Coding region: 123-1328 (401 amino acids)
Biological process (GO): interstrand cross-link repair
Cellular component (GO): nucleus
Molecular function (GO): single-stranded DNA 5'-3' DNA exonuclease activity
Source: RefSeq, a predicted model, not a curated record
AUGCUCUAAUUUAAAAUAUUUUUAAAACCUAAAUUUUCAAAAUGACACUGCCCAGACCAGUAGCACCUGUAUCCAUGGCGAUGACAACGGUGGGUUAUAAACUCCGUUGCUGAAUCGCUCAAAUGACCCAGUCACCGACUCAGUCUUCUCCCAACACAAACAACGACCAAACAACUACUCCUCACAUCCCAACAGAGAUCGUGAGCGAAGAAGAGAUGGCCCUCAUUGAAGCCGCCUUAGCCUCGGCACUCUCGUCAUCUUCAUCCUCUCUCUUCUCUCCUCUCUCUUCGACUCUGUUUAUGCGAAAUGCGAGGUCGAUUUCGUCCCUUACUCUGCUCACCAAAAAAAGGAGGUUGUCGGAUUGUGCGGAGACCAGUUCGGUGGGUGACAUAGAGGACUUGGGUAAUUGUACAGAGAGUACCCAGAAGACGAAUGAAGUCUCUGAAUCGUUUUUCCAUCGGUUUCGAAGGAAAAGAGGGUUAUUUGUCACUGAUAUUACCGCGACGGAGUGGUGUGAGAAACAAAUGGAGUUCACUCUACUCCUUGGUAAGCCAAAAACCACUAGUGCAAUGAAAGCUGGUAGUGCGCGUCAUGCAAUGCUUGAAGAAGAGGUUAUAAAAAGAGUAACAAUUCGUGGCGAGUCAGAGGAAGAUGCAUGGGCUAUAAAAUUUAUAAAUUUUAUACUUGGUGCCAAUCAAUUAUUAUUUGAUGGAUUAACACGUGAGUUACCACUAAUAGGAUUUGUUGAAGGUAUAUGGAUGGGGGGAGUGAUUGAUGAACUCCUGAUGCUGACUACAGAAACCGAAAGAAAUGUGACAUUAGUAGACACAAAAACUCGUGUGCGAGCGACAAUUCCUGCUGAACCACAACGAAGGAAUGGAAGGCUUCAAUUAAUGUGCUACAAAUAUUUGUGGGACAAUUUGGCUGCUGAUAACUUCCCCUCCAGACAAUUUUUUGAUUUCUUUUCUUUGGAUCCCCAUUCUAUUUUAUGUGAAGAAAUCAGAGAGACUACUGCUAAUUCAGGUUUUCCUUCUGAGACCCUCUAUGAUUUAUUGAGGUACUUCAGAAAUACGUGUUCCAUGCUGUCUCCUGCUCAUGACCAGCUACUGUUGAGAUAUGAACUCCAGAAAGAUCAUUCAUUGCUUGCUGAAGAUAAAUUUACUUAUGAUCCCGAGUGGCUUAAGGGUCAAAUCCAGUGUUGUGUCGAGUUUUGGCUGGGAAAGCGAGAAGCGAAUUGCACACCAAUGGAGGAGCGUUGGAAGUGCAGAUUUUGUAAAUUUGCUUCCACGUGUCCAGCAAACACCAACAGUGAAGGUACACAAAGCUAGUGUAAGAUGCAAGCAGGCUUCACCCCAACAUUUUCCACUUGUCCGGUUGUUGCUGAGCAGUUUUGAAUAUCAAAUGGGCCUCCCCAAAAGGUAAUUUUAAUGUGGCCGAUUUCCCCACUUUUGCAAUCAGUUUCGCUACAGCACCCUUGUUUCUUCGUUACAUGCUCUCAGACUAGAAGCAUGCGUGGCAGGUCAUGUGGCUAAUGCUGAUGAUCAUGUAAUAUUUUUUUACAAGCCUCUUCCGUGGCCUGUGAUGAUUCAUUGUUGUAGAAAUUCAAAUUAAUCAUUAAUUUUUAAAUUAUUAUGUUCACGAGGCUCUGACGGUUCAUUCUGGUGAAAAAUGCAAUUGUUAGCUGUAA